Messenger RNA from Aspergillus ochraceoroseus IBT 24754, 1000 nucleotides. RefSeq names its product PLAC8 family protein. The transcript has 3 exons. The record is from RefSeq and is a predicted model, not a curated record. NCBI's taxonomy places the organism in Eukaryota, Fungi, Ascomycota, Eurotiomycetes, Eurotiales, Aspergillaceae. The coding region runs from base 239 to 634 and encodes 131 amino acids.
AGAAGAAUAAAAAAAAAAACAAAAAAAAAGGAGAGACGCGUUCCCAAUGCCAGGAUGCAAGUAAGCACUCCCCGCCUGUGAAGCCCUGAACGAGUAAGUGAGUGAGUGUCUUCCUGAGCCUGCUUUAAAAGAUCAAGACAGUCCUCCAGCUGGAGGCCCUACAAACCAAUUCCCGACAUUCCCCAGACUCUCCUCCCCAUCCUCAAUUCCUUCCAGGUUCCUGUGAAAGCAAACACUCAUGUCCAACGAGUGGUCCUCGCCCUUCUGGGAUGUCAUCGAACCCAUUGAAACCUGUCUGAUCGGCUGGUGCUUCCCAUGCGGUCUAUACGGCCGAGCCACCGAGCGUCUCCGAGAUCCCACUCUCAAGGACGGUAACUAUAUCAACAGUAACUGCUGCCUCUUCGUCCUCUCCAGCUACUGCGGUCUGCACUGGGUCCUCCUCAUGAUGAAGCGCGCCGAGCUCCGCGAAAAAUUCGGCAUCAGGGGCUCCGUCGGCGAAGACUGCAUUCUAUCCUGCUGCUGCCCCUGCUGUGUGCUCGUGCAGCAGGAGAAGGAACUAGAUGCCCAGGCGACCCUUCUCCAAGCGGGGGCCGGGUACCAGGCCCCGGCUGCAAUGGAAUAUCCCCAGAAAUAAACCGAGGACUCCAUGUCCAUCACCAUCACUUGAGAUGUCGAAACUGGAUUUGCCUGUGCAAUUGCCCUACCUUGCAUGGAAAGAAAGAAAGAAAGAAAGAAAGAAAGAAAAGUGCUUUACUAGCACCGUGGAACCGAGUCCAGACUGGGCUGGCUGGCUGACUUUCCUAUACUGAUUGAUACCUGUUGAUUUCCUUGAUUUACUCUCGCUUGAUUAGCCUUUUUCCCACCUUCAUUUUGUUUAUUACUUGUUACUUAUCUUCUGUUCGAUUCUCAUAUUUGGUCUAAAAGGAUUGGCUUUUAUUGGGUAACUAGAUGGAUGGAUGGAUGACAUUCCCGGAUACUGUGGAUUUUCUUAUGUAUUUAU